Candidozyma duobushaemuli is the source of this 1551-nucleotide messenger RNA. RefSeq lists its product as uncharacterized. Bases 1 to 1551 code for a protein of 516 amino acids. The record is from RefSeq and is a predicted model, not a curated record. Lineage: Eukaryota; Fungi; Ascomycota; Pichiomycetes; Serinales; Metschnikowiaceae. Gene Ontology annotation, molecular function: 2-oxoglutarate-dependent dioxygenase activity. The transcript has a single exon.
AUGAAAAGAAGUCUAGAUCGGAAAACCACCAAAAAACAGGCACUUCCGGUCAAUGAAUACGCUGGGUUUGUUGUUGAGGGUCCAGCAAUUGAGACCGUGCGUCUGAAGGAAGGCUUUUUCGAAAGGUUUGUCGAAAAACGGACGCCUGUGAAGAUUAUCUCCCCGGAAUUGGUUCCGGUGGACAUGGCGGCUUUUCGAGUUGACAGGAUCCUCGACACCUUGGCGGAGGCGAAUGAUAGAAAGCUUCAGGUUGAGAGAAAGCACGGUCUAGGCUUUGGGCUGGGGAAAAAGCGUGAGGAGUUGGCUUUCAGUGAGAUUGUAGAGAAGUUGGCCAGUGGAGACGAAAGUUAUUACUUGACGACGCAGUACGAGUCUCAUGAAUACGAGGAGGGCGACGGUGACGAGAAGGACGGGGGAGAGGGUUCCGAGGAGGAGAACUUCCUCAAUGAGGGUGGAAUUGACGAGGAUGAGGAUGAAGAUGAAAAAUCAGAGGACGAAGCUGGGGACGACGAAGCAGGGGACGACAAAAAUAAUGGUUUUUCUUCCCCCGGCCUAGAUUCAGACAACGAGUCCAUCAACUUCGAAAACCUCCAUGACGAUUUCGACGAUCUCGAAAACUCAGAAGAGGAUUUCGUCGUUCCAGACCACAAACUCACCCAGGACGAGGUCGACUUCCGCAUCAACACGCUUCUCCAGGCUCCACUCACGGAACUCUACAAAAAAGACGACUUUCCUUUGGUUCCAGACAUCUUUGGACCGUUGAUCCCGCAACAGAUCAACUUGUGGAUGGGCGCAUGCAAGGACGGUGAAAAAGCGAAGCCUGAAUUGAAGAACAUCACGAAAGAGAGCCUUGGCAGGUACGUUCCAAAAGGCAAUUCUUCGGGUCUUCACCACGACCAUGCAGAUAACUUGUAUGUGUUAGUUCAGGGACGGAAACGGUUCACGCUAUACUCGCCCAAAGACGCUGAAAAACUCAAGACGGUGGGCGAAAUAAGGCGUGUUUUCCCCAAUGGCCUAAUUGACUAUAAGGUGAACGAAAAGGCCCGUUUUUGGCGACCCAUGCGUGAAGACGGUGCGAUGUUGGGCGAGUGGGCUCGGUGGAUGAUCGAAAAGGGCGAUUUUCUGAAGAUCUCCAAGGACGAACUCGAGGAAAUCAUAGAAAAUGAUGAGCCUUUUGCGGAAAACGGCGAAUCCGACCUAGAUCCUCCCAGCUUUUCAACGGUUCCUCCACUUCUAGCACAUUUAGACGAGGUUUCCGAAGAAGAUCGCAAAAAGCUCGAGAUCUACGCCGAGGCGAAUUUCCCAGGAUUCCUUGAUCUCCAGAAACUCGAGGUCUGGCUAGAACCAGGCGAGAUGCUCUACCUUCCUACAGGCUGGUUCCACGAAGUGACCAGUUUGGCUGAAGGCUCUGGAGGCGCACACGUGGCAUUGAACUGGUGGUUUGUGCCGCCAACGGGAAACAAAGAAAAUCCUUACCCUGACAACUACUGGCAGGAAGAUUACGAAAAGACUUUGGCAGCCAUCGCUUAUCAACGCCUGCGUCCUGCGUAA